AUGCCGGCUGUCAUACUGCCCACAUUCCACACUUCAAUUGGCGGUGGACACACACUCACCUCCUGCUCCCUCAUCUGCACUCCCAAACUCUUGACUGAUGUCGAUUUCUCCAAAACUCUCUUCUCACCCACUUCCUCAUUUGCCUCUUCCAAACUCUCCACCGAAGCUCCCCCUGACCUCUUUAAUAGGGCUGCACACUCGAUAUUCUCCCAGUCACUGCUCCAUCUGCUCUCUUCUGGAAUAUUCCACCGUACACUCGUCAACACGCCUGUAUGCACCACCUUCACUGCCCUCUCUACCAUUCCCUCCAAACUCUCACCUCCACCAUCAAUCGCCACGCUCCUCGUCUCCACUCUACCUCCACCUUCCUCUACCUCUCCAGUCACACAGACAGAUGCUAGUCGCAAAACCUGCAGCUCCUUCCUCCGCCUUGACUGCUCCUCCAUCCUCUCACUGUUCACAAUACUGAAACUUGUCAACGAGGCCGUACUCACUAGAUCCACUCUCUUCGUAAUGACAGCGCCUUCUCUCAACACUCCCUUCUCCAGCCCUGACUCACUCUCCUCUCCCUUCUUCCCAUCCUCCAAAUCUUUCUGA
This is a messenger RNA of Spirometra erinaceieuropaei, 597 nucleotides long. Lineage: Eukaryota; Metazoa; Platyhelminthes; Cestoda; Diphyllobothriidea; Diphyllobothriidae. The record is from the annotation of a GenBank genome assembly.